GGGCAAACGGAAGACCGUAGACGGUCCAGAAAGGAAUUUGCUCCACUCCGUAUCACCUACGUGUCCAGUUACGAAUGUCCAAGGUGCUAACAUGAUGGCAUGAAUCAGUGCUAGUGUGUAGUUGGGUGGGAAAAGUCAAAAAGUGUCAAUCGAAUAAAGGAAGGAAGGUGCUCUGUGUGAGGGCCUUCUCCUGGAACGUGUGUGUGAUCAGUCGCAUGUGUGUGGCUGGUUUCAACCCUCUGUCAUGUGCGAUGCACAUGUUACCCUCGUCGUUCGCAAGCGUGUAACGGUGGCAGUAGGUGCAAGUGUUUCCGGAAGUAGCAGUGCAACGACUCAAGUGCCGCUGGAAAGCUAGACCGGCAGAGGCUGUGUGAGAGAGAACGAGCGAGAAGGAAAAAUAAAGAAAAGCGCAUCACAUACCGCCACGAAAGUGUGUGCAGUGAAGGCAAUCGAAGGUGAAAAUCCGAGAGCCUUGGUCGAAGUGGCGCAACAAUGGUGUCCAUUAUAAAGAAUCAACUGCUCAAGCAUCUUUCCCGCUACACGAAGAACUUGUCGCCGGACAAGGUAAACCUGAGCGCAUUCCGGGGCGAAGGUGAACUCUCCAACCUGCAGCUGGACGAGAAUGUGCUGACGGAACUGCUGGAGCUACCGGCCUGGUUACGGCUGACGUCCGCCUGGUGCAAUCAUGUCUCGUUUCGAAUAUCCUGGACCAAGCUGAAAAGCACACCGAUUCUGCUGACACUUGACGAGGUGAACAUAACGAUAGAAACAUGCGAAAUAGCGCGCAGCGGAACACCAACAGCCGGGCUUUCCAGCCUGGCGGUACCUCAGGGGAAAUACAGCUUUAUACACAAAGUCAUCGACGGUAUCACGAUCGCGGUGAACACGGUGAACGUGAAUCUAAAAAGUCCCGCCUUUACCGCCUCGGUACAAAUGUCGCGAAUACGGGUGGAAUCCCGCACGCCCAAGUGGCUGCUCGGCGAUCUGCGCGUGACAAGACUCAAGGAUCCAACCCGCGGCAUGAUACUGAUCUUCAAGGAACUGUCCUGGCAGACGGUGCGCAUCGAAGCAAGCAGCACCCAAGACCUCAACCUCACACCGCUGCGCCUCCUAACGAAUCAGGCACGCUGCCGCAUCACGAUCAAGAAGAGGCUAACAGAUUGCAGCAUCGUUGCUAGCCGGUUGGUGCUGAUUCUGGACGAUCUGUUGUGGGUGCUGACGGAUUCACAGCUCAAAGCGGCACUCCAUUUCGUAGACUCACUAACCGGCCUAAUCAAAGCUUCGACAAAUGUGGUGCAGCGGGUAAAAGCACAGAAGAAGCUGGAAACGCUCCCGGAGUAUCAGGCACAGCUGGACCAAUCGAAGAAGGUACCGGACACGCAGCAGUUGUCGGCCGCCCAGCGUUAUUUCAAUAUCUACGAUAUGCGGGAAACGUCGUAUCACUUCUUCAGUCAGCGCAUCGAUCUUCACCUGUGUGAUGACGCCGGUGUAGGACGGUCCAGCCAUCCUAGCCUAACGGACGGUGGAGCAUUGCAGAUAUCUGUGCAGGGCUUCCAGAUCGAUUACUACCCGUACCAUUUGGCGAAAGCCGAUCGAUCCCACUGGCCAAAAUAUCGUGAGGCAAGCAUACCACCCGCUCUCUGGCUGGAGCAAUCACUAAACACCUUCAGGGAAGCCAUUCUAAACCUAAGUCAACCAAAUCGACCACCGCAGCAUGCUUCAUUGGAAAGAACAACAAACUUCGGUCAACAGCCAGCGGCACCCGCAUCACCUGCACCGAUGGGACAUCAGCGUGGCGCUAGUACGGCAGGCGUCAAUGGCACCAAUCAACCCCCAGCCCAAUCCGUUCCCGGUACACCAAACAGUGGCAGCAGCCAUAGUACUGUUUCACCGAUGAAAAAACACGUCCUAGACAAUCUGGCAAAGCUAAUGUGUGCCUGCGUAGUGAUGAAAAUUGAAGAGUUUACACUGUACCGCGUGACGACGUCCGGGAACAAGCAGAUGCCCAAAGAGUUUGUUGCUGCUGAUCGAGACAGAGUACCACCGGAUAUGGCUACACUACAUGCGGAAUUUACGUACUUCUACUAUCCUGGAGACUUUGUAUUUCCGUUACCACCCUCGAAAGCGUUCGUUCACAUCAACCCCGUACAAGUGCACUUCCACCUGGACAGUCUUCUAUGGCUGAGCUCGUUCAUACUGAACCUGCACGAGAGCCUUCUGCGCACGAACAACGUCACGAGCGGCCUCAACUCCCCGUCCACCCCUUCCAGCGCGUCGGACACCGAACAGCAGCCCAACAUAAUGUACAUGGACGUGAAGGUGGAAUGUAUCAUGCCGCGGUUAAUAUUUGAAGCCGCACCGGGCGCACCCCAGCAACGUGAUCGACCAAAGGCAAUGCACGUGGAGGUUUCCCGCUUUGCGCUGACCAACAUCCGUGAGACGGGUUCGUCACGGGCGGAUCUUGCCCAAGCGAUAUCGUCGCUGCAGGAGGGUAGCCUAGUGUUCGGUUCCGGAUUUCCUUCGAAACCGGGCGAUUUGUGCAUCGUUACCGAUCGGAUACUGUCCCACAUAGCGGCAACGGAUGUGGGCGGUGGUUUGAACGGUGCGGUGCUAAACGGAGGCGAUGGGCUACAGUCGGCUUUCAGUAAUCUUACGCGUUACGCGACGUGGCGGGAACCGCGGGAUGUAUGGUGCUUGAAGCUGGAUCCGGUUUGGGUGGAGUUUUACGGCGCUCGUUCGAUCGGCCCAAGCCGAGCGAUUCCAUUUGUCGAUGCGGUACCGGUAACAAUUUGGUUGCAUGGGCGCUCGGAUGAAAUACCCGAACUAAUCGCACCGGAAACCAUUGUUGGUGGUGCAGAGCGAAGCGAUGGUGGCAAGCGCAUUCACAAUAGCAAUAUUUCCAUUUCGAACAAAUCGAGCGAAAGCAGUCUCGUCCUGUCCGUUAACAGUUUAAAACAAUCACUAGAUUUAGAGUCAACGCCACUCGGUAGCAGCUACUGGAGUGGGCCCGGCGGUACGGUGAUGGAUGAUGAAAAGCGCAAACGUUUUUCUACCGCUUCUGUACAGGGGUCCGAAGCGAGAACCCAACCGCAACUACCCACAGCAUUCCCAUCGGUCGAGGCGGACAGUGAGACGGACAAUCGGACGGCCGAUCUGCAUGUCAUCGCCCACGUUUCCAACCUAGUUAGUGUUCAAAUCGAUCAUUAUCAGUAUCUGUUUUUGCUUCGGUUGGCCGAAGAGUUGACCGAGCUGGCCACCUUUCUAUCGCUGGAUUCGAAGCGUAUUUUGCAAGCGGCAAAUACGGAAAAAUCGAUUAUUGUUGGCUGUGUGAUACCGCAGGUGGAAGUUUCGCUCGUGAUGCCUUCCCAAACACCCGGCAAAGAGUCUAGCGGAGGUGACGGUGAAAGCGUAUUACCAGACUCGGCCAGUUUAGGUUCAGGGUGGCCAAAUUCGAUGGACCAAACAAGAAAUUCUAACAUUUUUAGCAGUACCGAAUGUCCCUCCCCAAUCGCAACAGAACCACCGGUGGAAGUACAUCACAUUUCCAAUCCCAAUACCCACGGACACAAUGUACAGAUACAAAGUAUACCGACAACUUCCUCCACGUCGGGCGUUGCCUCGGUUGAAACGCCAUCCUCUUCUUCGGUCAUUGUAACUGCUCGUACGGUCGGAUCCGCGAAUGUAGCGAUCCCGAUUCAGGGUCAGCAAGUUGUAGUGCAGCCACAAUCGAAGGCGCGCAAUUCUACCACCGACUCAUCAUUCUCGAAGGAUAUCAACUCUGGUCUCAGCUCCAUGAAGAAGGGCUUCUCGCAUCUGAUGACCUCGAUCGAUUCCGCGCUCAAGACAAACACGUCGGACGACAUCAGCGAUACGCUAUCGGUACAGUCGGAUCUAAGCUCCGAUUCGGAACUGCAGCGUGUCCUGGAGGAUACGGAAAAGACGACCGAUUGCUUGGACGCCAUGUUUAAGUUGUAUCCGUUUGGGCAGGAAAGCACAAUCAAAAUGGCUCCGAUUGAGGUGGCCAGCGAGGUGUGCGAAGAUCCGUUCCUGACAAACAUGUCCUCUCCGUCCGAUCCGUCCGAAAGCAGCAGUCUUAAGCGACGAGACAUUGUAUCAAUGGUGACGUUUAGAUUGACCACCGUGGAGGUGAUUCGCCAAAAUGUUGGAAAUGGAUCGUCACUCCGGUUGCAAGUAUCCGCAAUAAGCUGUGAUGAAUGUGGAGCGAUACCGUGGGACGAAUUUCAGGGUGGCCACCGUAAGAGCAAGACCAAGUUCGGAACUAGAUGUAGAGCAUGGAACAUUGCACCGCAUAAUCCGGAAGCACCGCCUUGUGUUGCGAUUAGAUUAGAGGAAGAGCUCACCCUGCCGGCUGAUUCGUGCAAAAUUACUGACAAGAAGACUAUCCUGAGCUGGUUUAAGCGCAAGCUGAACGUGGAGGUAAAAGAUAUCGAUCUGCAGCUGUCGAUGAGCACCGUCGUGGGUUUGGGAGAUCUGGCUGAGGAUGAAAUGAUACCGACACCGAUACCGAUGGAGGUGAUGGUGGAGAAUGUGAAGGUCAAUCUGAUUGAGGAUCGGCCGCCGGUGAACAUUACCUCGCCCGGUUCGUUGCCCGUAAAUUUAGCCAUCGGACGGGUGCUGCUGACUCGCGACGAAGCGGGUGUGUUCUACGUGCAACCUACGUUCGGUAGCAAAGCGGACGACAGCGUGGACGGUGGCAAACGGAAGCUGAUUCGUUCCGACACCGAGGUUAAGCGCGAACGCGAUCGUGAGGUAAAAUCCCUGCACCUGGUGCUGCAGCAGCUGAAACAGGACAAUGACAGCCUAAAGAAACAACUGACUGACAAUGAGCGAACGUCGGAAAGCAAUAGGAUGAAAGUGCGACAGGAGAACGAAGUACUGAGAAACUACCUGAAAGCUGCCCAGGAUGAUAUCACUACACUGCUUGACGAGAAGCGCACCUUAAUGGCGACGAUCAAGUCGCUACAGGAUCAACUGACUUCGUUGAGUGACGUGCAGCUGGGUCAGCAGGACGGCAAAAGAUAGCAUAACUGCAUGGACUGUAUACAGUGCUGCGGCGAAAAUCCAUUCUAAACCGGUGCCGGCAUCGUGCCCGGUCGGUGUGGAGUGUAGACUCUUUGAAGAAGGCAACGGGAAUGACCAUCUGCCUCGAUGCGCCUUCUUUAGAGUACUAAAUAUAAGGUGGUAAAGUAAAUGGUGGAUUUUAGUCAACAAGCAAGACCGGACAACGUCUAUUGUAGUUUGUUCCAGCUUUUCACGUCUUUAGGUUCCUAUUCUGGGCUAGUUAGGAAUUGCUCCAAAGGGACAAUGUUUUAUCAUGUUACUGUUUCUGUUUGUGGGUUAUAUUUGAAUGGAGGAAUUAAAUGUUAUGUGAGUGGUAUUGGUCGUUUAAAUUUGAUUGGCACACACACAGAAACUCGAAUGAAGGAAUGCUAUUUUAACACCAGGCAAUAACACGAAUGUAAUUGUACGUUAGGCCGUGCUAGCUAGUCUGCAUCAUCAUACUUUACCCCACCGUUGUAGCAUGUAUGAGUAAACAGUCUCAAUGAUGGAUGAACCGUCUACAUAUAAGUGAUCAUGAUCACCAUUCUUUUAUCAAAGUCCUUAAAGUAUGCUUAAAAAGUAUUCGGUGAAAAACGGUUGUUAUUCUGUUUAUUAUUAUUGAUUUUGAUUUGUUACGAAACGGAGAAAAAACCAAAUGCCAAUGCGUUAUUGCCAUGAAUUGAAUGAAUUCGUUUUAAAAGUGUUCAACCAAAAUACAGCAAAAGGAAAGGUAAUAUACGCAUUGUACAUUGUGUGAUGCACAACAAAUCGCAACUUGCUAGCAAUAACAAAUACUGUGCGUGCGUGUAAAAGCUAUGCUUUACCGAGCAAUAGGGAACGACGAGAAGGCACUUGGUAGGUGAAAUUUGUUGUCUUACUUAAACACCCAUUCCUUCCAAAACACGUUGUGAGAUAUAAUGCACUACUACCGUUACAUUCUUCUUUAGCAAUAGCGUGAAAUAGGGAAACGAUUCAGCCAAGAUUGUGUGUGAUAUUAAUUUUACCUGCCCUUUGUUUUGCUAUCGUAUGUCCCGUACUAAUCUAAGGCCAGCUUUAAACAGAAAUGAAGCUGUUUGAAUAUCCGUGUUGAGACAACAGAAGCGUUGUGUAGGAUAGUUAACCAUUUUCCGUACAAGCGGGGACAAACAUGAGAACAGUCAACAUAAAUACAUAUAUUUAGGGUAGGAUUUCGCAAUACACAAACAAAUGGUGCGGGGACGUUUAAGGUAAUGUUGUUCCGUUCGCGGUUAAUGUUCAGUACAGUGUUAGGGAAAUGGUAACAAUGCAAACAGUGCUAGUUUGUGUAAGUGAUAUGAUGAUGCAACUAUUCCCUCAAAAGUGCAACUGUGCAUGGAUGAGUGACAGGUUUUAGUUAACUUUUUCUCUCGUGAUACACGAUCAACCCUUAUCCUCUCGUUAGCUAGUUCGUUGUACAAAAGGAUGGUAUGUGUGGAUAUAUUUUGAAGUACCAGAUCGGAACGAAUUAUACAAAGCAGACAGGCACUAGAAUAGGAAUGAACCAAAUAUAUUAUACACGCGCGACAUACAAGGGAGUAGAUGCAAAAUGGGAUAGGGUUGUCAGGUGUGUUCGCCCUAUUCGCCAUUAAAAAAAUUAUAAUCGUUUUCAUAUUGUUCAAUGAAGGCAAGUGACCGAUUGUACGAACCGAGCAGCAACUUAGAGCGCUUGCAUACAGGAGUUGGAGGUUAGGCAAACAUUGUUUAUCUCACGGUGAGCUCAGUACUUUGAUGGAUGAACUUAACGAUCAGUUAGAUGUUCCACACACAGAUGACACCAUGUUAUUUCAUAAACUAGAACGGAGAUAGAUUAGACUGAACAACUACGGGAUAUACUUAUCUCAUAACGUAGAAGAGAUUAUGGUUGUCUAUUCGGAAGGAUUCAAGAAACAAUGAGCAGGACUCCCCUAGACUAGACUUUAUGGUGCUCCUUGGGGAGCUCACCAGGUUAGUUAGAAUAACAACGAUGGGUGGCCGGACGAAUAGUGAUCACUAUCUUCAAGGUCUUUUGAUACCACGAAUGGUCUGUUUAUCUAAAAAGAAGAACCCCCCUAUACAUCGUGGUGCUAGUAAGGACUUUUAAACUCUGCCAACCAGUCACGGCACGGCUGAGAAGCUGAAGACUUUAUCGAACAAUCAGAGUUAGACCUCAUACCUUGGGGACAUUGAUUUCGAAGUUAUGUAGAUGUGAACGCAUACUUCGGUGAAACACGCCCCAAUGUACACUCCUGUAGCAGGUCAAGAUCGCAAAGCGGUUGCAGUGUCCCAUACGUACAUUCUUCUGUAGUUUCUUUAUCAUUUCUGUAAACAAAAGAAAAAACCCCUUUAUAAAUGAUAUUGAGCAUUGAUUGAUUGCACGUUCAAACGGAUGCGCACGGCACUACGGAAGGACGACAACGGGCACGGAAAGACUUCGAGAAAUAACUUGUGCUUAAAUGCGUACACUAAACAUACAUCAUACAUUUACACUAUCGGUCAUAAGAAAAGGUGAAUUGUUUAAGGCAAUAUGUAAGAAAAGAGGAAAAAAACAUGUGAUUAGUGUGGAGGAAAAUGGCAUCAAUAUACAUAAACGUUCGUGUUCAUACGAGGAAACCCGGAUAUCAUCCGGUACAUUAUUCUGACCAUCCCGGUUUGCAAACCUCCCGCAUUAAAGCACCAUAAUGGAGGAUCGUAAUUCUUUCUUUCCGAAGCAAACAUUCCCCAACCCACGUACACCGAAUUGUAAGACCUUUUAAACUACCGAAAACUCACCACAUGUAUGCACACGCAUCACACGUACACACCGAGAGCAGGAAAUGUCGAACAUGGCUGGCAGGCGUAACACCCAGAAAAGUGUUACAUAAUAGAAACAUAUUUACCGAUUAUAACAGUUACCUAUCUAUUGGAUUCAAUAAAGAAAACACACACACACACGGAAACCCA
Molecule: messenger RNA, 7998 nt
Organism: Anopheles moucheti
Lineage: Eukaryota; Metazoa; Arthropoda; Insecta; Diptera; Culicidae
Product: bridge-like lipid transfer protein family member 3B
Exons: 15
Coding region: 493-5043 (1516 amino acids)
Source: RefSeq, a predicted model, not a curated record